Messenger RNA from Centruroides sculpturatus (bark scorpion), 2564 nucleotides. RefSeq names its product patched domain-containing protein 3-like. Gene Ontology annotation, cellular component: membrane. The record is from RefSeq and is a predicted model, not a curated record. The transcript has 5 exons. Lineage: Eukaryota; Metazoa; Arthropoda; Arachnida; Scorpiones; Buthidae. Bases 27 to 2564 code for a protein of 845 amino acids.
UCCGUUUGUAUCUUGUGAAGAAAGGAAUGAAAUUUCUUUGUGUUCAAAAUGCACUUUCAUCUCAGUUCUUUCAUCUCGGGAAAACUAUUGGAAAAUAUCCAUUUUAUUUUAUUGCUGGAACGUUAUUUCUUGCGGCAGGAUUAUCAACUGGAUUGUUUAAAAUCAAACCAAAUAGAAAUAUUGACUAUCUAUUUACUGCCAAAAAUGGAAAAGCACAAACUGUUAAAAAUCUGGUGGAAAGUCUUUUUCCCACGAACACUUCUAAUUUCGCAGAUAUUCCAAGGAUGACAAAAUUAGAAAUGGUAACAAUUAUUCAAAUUGUAGCUAAUGACAGGAAAAGUAUCCUAAGAAAGAAAAUAUUAAAAGAAGUAAUAAUUUUAGAUCAAAUCGUUAAAAAUUUUUCUAUCAAUUACAACAAUAAGACAUUUAAUUACUGGAACUUAUGCGGGAAAAAAUAUAAAAAUUGUACGGAAAGUUCGUUUUUUAAACUUUUGCCUCACGCUAACGAAAUAUUAAAUGGAAAAAGUAAAAUAAAAUAUCCAUUAGAUAUAAAUAAUAUAACUUUUAAAUAUGAUGAAUACGUCGUAUCAUUAGGAGGAGUAGAAACAGAUAAUAAAGGAUUUGUUAAAGAUGUGAAAGCUUUAAGAUUUAUGUAUACGAUAGACAUAAGUGAUAAAUAUAAAACUGAAGUUAUUAGUUUAUGGAGGGAUGCACUUAAUGUAAAAUUAAUGUCUGUCCAAUUCGAAAAUAUUUAUUUUUCAUUAUUUGAUCAACAUUAUCUUUCGGAAGAAAUUCAAGCUGUUUCAGAUCGUCUUCUUGUUCGAUUACCUAUUGUGUUAUUUGCUGUUGUUUUAUUUAGUUUUUUAUCCUGCAUUACAAAUAAAUGGUUGACAAGUAAACCGUGGCUCGGACCUUCGGCUUGUGUAUCGGCUGUUUUAGCAAUAGCCAGUGGUUUUGGAUUAAUAUAUAACAUUGGAAUAGACUACGUCGAUUUUAAUAUUGGUUUAUGUUUCAUCAUAUUAGGUACCGAGAUUGAUGAUGCUUUUGUAUUAAUAUCUGCUUGGAGAUGCACUUCGACAAAUGAUAGUGUAGAAAAGAGAUUAGGAAAAGCUUAUUCGGAAGCGGGAGUAUCUAUCACAAUUACCUCUCUUACUAAUUUUAUUUCCUUUUGUAUCGGAAUGACGGCUCCAUUUCCAGCAGUGCAAAUGUUCUGUGGAUACGCUGCCUGCUGUAUUUUCUUCACCUACGUCUAUCAAAUUACAUUUUUUGGACCUUGUAUGGCUUUAAGUGGUUACCGAGAACAAAAGAAACUUCAUCCUUUAACAUUCCGUGCAAUUUCUGAAAAGAUAUCGAAGGAUGAGAACGAAUUAACAGAAAGAGAAAAAUCCGAUCUAGAAGAAGAUUUUUUUAUGUCAUUAUUUAGGGACAUAAUAGGACAUUUAUUAACUUUAUCAACAGCAAAAAUUAUAAUAAUGGUUUUAUUUAUAACCAAUAUUGGUUUUGGAAUUUGGGGAUUUUUAGUAAUUAAAUGCGGAAAUGAUUUUUCAGAUGUUCUCAUUCAAAUUAUCAUUGAUCGUCCAUUAAACUACGAAGAUCCAAAAGUGCAAAAAUCUCUAGAAAAUAUGAUACAACGUUUUGAAUCUCAUCCUCAUAUUGCCGAUUCUUCUUUAAGAAUUUCUUGGUUGAAAUAUUAUAAACUUUUUUCAAAUAUGCCAAUAGGAAAACUUUUAUUAAGAGGAUAUAAUAUGUCUCAUAAACAAGAUUUUAUAGAUGGCUUAAGAAAUGUUUUCUUAAGAUUUCCUCAAGCUAGAGAAUUUCAUGAAGAUAUUGUGUUUAAUGAAAAUUACACAGAAAUUAUGGCAAGUCGACAGAUUAUAUUAAUGACAAAUAUCUUUAAUCAAGAAGUUGAAGUUAGUGUAAUGAAAGAUCUAUACGAGAUUGCUAAUACUUCACCAAUUCCCGUAAAGAUACAUAGUUUAGUUUUUCAUUUGAUGGAACAAGCUCUUCUCAUAAAAAAUACUAUUUAUGAAUUAGCUUUAAUGAGUGCUGCUCUUAUUUGUUUAGUAUUCUUUUUCUUCAUUCCAAAUGUAAUUUGUGCACUUUCUAUAUCUGCUAUUGUCACUUGUAUUAUAUGCGAGACUGUUGGAUUCGCAUCUUUUCUUAAUGUUAAAAUGGAUAUGCUCUUGUUAUGUGUACUUGUUCUUUGUGUAGGAUUUUCAAUUAACUAUCCAACGCACAUAUCUUAUUGUUUUGUAGUUGCUAAACAAAUUAGUGCUGAAGAAAGAAUUAAAAAAUCCAUUUAUCAAAUUGGACUACCAGUUUUACAAGGUAUAUUUACUACUAUUUUAGGAAUUUCUGUAUUGCCUUUCGAACCAUAUUAUUCUUCUAUAUCUUUUUUUAAAGUAAUAUUUAUUCUUUCAAUUCAAACAGUUUUUCAUGCAAUAUUUGUAAUUCCGGUCAUAUUAAGUCUGUUAAAAAGAUGCGAUAAAUCUUUGUCAAAUAAUCCAAAGCCAACUGUUAAUGAUAAUCUAGAAAUCGAACGAUUAAAUGAAAAUAAAGUAUAA